Molecule: messenger RNA, 1332 nt
Organism: Parastagonospora nodorum SN15
Lineage: Eukaryota; Fungi; Ascomycota; Dothideomycetes; Pleosporales; Phaeosphaeriaceae
Exons: 1
Coding region: 1-1332 (443 amino acids)
Molecular function (GO): protein binding
Source: RefSeq, a predicted model, not a curated record
AUGGGCAUUUUUCAUCGCUCUUCGAGCUCUAGCUCACGCUUCUCCACUACCUUCUCCAGUGCUUCGGACUCGGCCACACCAAGGACGAGCAUCGACUCCACCAACGACAGUCUGGAUGACACUUCGGCUGUCAAAACAACGAUCCUCGAAAAACCAAAGGCUCCUUUACUCAGCCUUCCCAUCGAACUUGUCCAGCAUGUCACAUCCUACCUAGAGGCCGAAUCUUCAGCGUCGUUCUGCCUUAGCAGUCGCUACAUCUACUACGCCCUCGGAUCCGACUGUCUAACCCAAUACAUCAAUUCCUCCAAGAAUCGCUUCGCCAAACGCAGAACCAUCGAAGCUAUCGUCGAACGCGCUUUCCCCGGCCACUGGUUCUGCGCCUGGUGCGAUGUCUUCCACGCCUGGUCCCCCUCCACCAGCCCUUCCAACCCCCGAGAAUCCCUCAAACCAAGAGACUGCGCCGAGUUCAACAGCUACCUCUCCGCCGGAUCAGAAUACAACCUGCGCUUCCACCACAUCCACCUCGCGCUUUCCCACGCCCUACACGGCCCGGACCAUGGUAUCCCCAUAUCUUCCCUGGCGUACACCAGAUCCAACAUGGCCAAAAUCUACCGCACCCCCGUCCCCACCUCCCUCACCAUCACACCACGCAUAUCCUCUUCCCACACCCUCCUCCUACACACCUCCUUCGCAAUAAUCCUGCCCUCCUUCUCCACCUCGCGCAAACACAUCCUCGCACAGAUCUGGCCCGUCUUCCCACAUAUCUUAUCCGGCCACCGCGACUCGGAGAACGGACAUUCCGGCCUGAUGGCGGCAGUCGACAACGUCGUACGCCGCGGCUGGAAAUACCCCUUCACGCAGAGCUGCAGCACGUGCCGCACGGACUGGAGCGUGAGCGCGCAUUUCUUCGGACACGCGAGCGGCGGGCAGCUCAGGCUUGUGGUGCAGACGUGGCGCGAUGUCGGGGACGGCAAGAGCCCCUUUGAUCAGGGGUGGCGCAGCCAUGGUGUCGGCUUACUGCGCGCGGAGGCUUCGGGGCUGGUGAGGAAUUUGGACGCCCGGGCGGGGGAUGUUAGGAGGGAGUUUGAUCUUUGUGGGCAGGGCGGGGUGGGGGUGAAGAGGACGAGCGAGGCGAGGGAGGAUAAGGGCAGGAUUUAUCAGGCGUUCAUGGGCCAGGAGGUUAGGAGGUCGAGGGCUAGGCCGAGUGUUUGGCGGACGAGGAGUGAGAAUGAGGAGGUUGCGAGGAGAGAGGAGGAGGAGAGGGUGGAGCUUGCGAGGCAGAAUGUUGAGAGGUUGAUUAGGGAGGAUACGCAGCGGGGAAGGAGGUAUUAG